Messenger RNA from Symbiodinium natans, 2313 nucleotides. The record is from the annotation of a GenBank genome assembly. Lineage: Eukaryota; Dinophyceae; Suessiales; Symbiodiniaceae.
AUGCCAGCUGUCAACCAGAUGUUGAAGAAGCGCCCGGCAAGUCGCCGGACCGAUGCCGCCCGUGGAGCUGAGAGAACGAAUCCUGAUGAUGUGUGGCCCAAGCUUGGGAAGAAUGUGGUCGAUCGCUUGAAACGUCACGAGCUGCCAGGAGACAGCCUUGUGUCCCUCCGCUUCGCAGCGAAGACGAACUUUAGUGCGUUCAUCUUUUUGCCCUCGAUGCUGCUAACAAUCCUGGGAGAGUCUGUUGUUCUCAAUUUCGAAACGGCCGCGGUAUUGGACAGCAAAGGGAAGCCCUCUUGCGUUUGGGGCAAUGUGGCAGAAGAUUUCUUUACAGGAAGGAAAUACUGCCCCGCAAUCGCGGGGUUCAGUCCAUGGACUUGGAGUGUAGGCUGGUAUGGCACGUUCAUCAUCACAUGUGCUUUCGCUUACUACAAGGGCCGCGGCAUAAGAGCACGGUGCCCGUCAUCUCCUGACCGCGACUCUUCCGCCUUCUGCUACUUCCUUGAUUGCACCCGAGCACGCUACACGGAUCGGCACCUUCUUGCUUGGUUCAUACUGGUGACGCUGUGUUUCUUCAACUCCAUUGGCAUCCGGCUGGUGUCCACGUCCCAUGGGAAGGACAUCUCGAAUGCUUGUGUCCGUUAUGGCGACUGGGCUGGUUGGACGAUCAUCCUUUUUGGCUUGUACACUUUCUACUCCGCGGCGUUGAUGGAUCAGGGAACUGUUGGCUGGCGUGCCAAAAAUGAGCAGGAGAUGAUCAUGGAUCCGGUCCUUGCUGCCGCUGUGAAGUUGAAGGCGCUGGUGCGGAAGCAGAUGCAGCAGAGCCGGGAGAAGCAGCUCAACACCCACUCGGUUCUCGACAAGUUCGUGUUAAAGCCGUUUUGUCUUUGUAAGCUGUUUUGUCUUCGUGUUGGACAGAGUGCGGCCGCUUUGGUUCGUGCCUGUCAGACAGGGGAGGGGGACGAGAAAGCUGAGCCAGAUUCUACGUCUGAGGACGAGGCAAGUGAAGAAAGUCCUUGGGACUUUUGUGAGACAUUUCAGCAGGAUGUGGAAGACAUCUUCAAAAAUGCGUUGGCCUUUGAGCACUGGCAGAAGCACGAGACUACGUUGUUCUAUGCUCAAGAUGCUCUUAUGUGUGAAAGAGCCAACGUAAGGUUGCGAAUGAGAGCCGGCACAAUUCCAGCAGGAGAGGAUCCAUUGUUGAAACGGCUGGACCAGAUUGAGAAUUCAGUCAAGACAUGGAGUGGCCAGCGCAAGCCCAUUGAAAUCAUGGAAGAGUACAAAUUUUGCACUUACCUCAAGGGUAUCAAGAAUGGUGCACUAGUCCGGUCGAGAACACAAGGGGGCCAUUGUGUAGGAAUUGGUCCCAUCGUCAUUGGCUUCUUCCUGGGGCUGAUGUGGUUCUACCUUUUCACAUUCACACCCCAAGGAGACUCCUAUGCCUGGAUCUAUGCCUGGCUCUACUAUGGGGAAGACAUAGAACGUGUUGUACAGUACCGGUGCACGGCAACCAAUUCUACGGCAAAGCCCAGUCCAUGGUGCGAUGCAACCGACUACCUUCUGAUCUCACGGUUGAGUGUGCGCUACAAUGAGAUUGGAGUGGUCGUGGCAGCUGCUUCCAAAGCCUUAAUCCUCGGGAUGUGUGGAGGCAUGUGGGCAAUCAAUGUUUCCAAGACGCUGACGGGCCUGCAGCAGGCUACACAUCCCAUGCACAUCCUGGACGCAAUCCUUGCAUGGUGGGCCAGGGCAGGCAACACGUCCACCUGCCACGUGCAUGUGUGGAAGCUAGCAAGAGAUUCGAUCCUUCAUAGCGAUGUCAAGAACAUCCUUGCCAGAUACGAGAAGGUUGUGCUUGGGUACGUUGGUUUUGCCUUUUGGUUGAUGACAGACUCUACCGUCCAGAUUGCUAUCCUCAACAAUCCUCCAAACGUGAUGGCGCUGUACUUUCUUGUGCUGAUGUGUGGCUGCACAUUACUGUGCCUAUACCAAGCCACAGAGGUGCACUAUAGCCAGCUCCGGCACAUCCAAACCUUGCAACGCUUGAAGGAGUCGACCUACGUCUACGGUGAGAGGCCGGACCUCAUACAUCAACGCGACUUGAUCGAUCAAAUGAUCACAAGGAUGUCCAACGGAGGAGACUAUCAAACCAGGCUCCUCUACAUUCCUUUGAACCCGACCUUUCAGAAGGCGGUUGGUGUAUACUUUUUUACAGCAUGUGUGUCUGUUGUUACACGACUCUCUCUCGGCGGAGGGAACAUUGAAAGGUCCCUCGGAGCUUUCGAAACACUGGCAAAUGCCACUGCUCAGAAUUAG